AUGCGACAAACCUUCGCAUUCACAACCGCAGCUAUGGCAGCAGCUUUAGAAGAUACCCCCGUCUCCUACGAAGAUUUGGCUGAAAUCGAAAGGGAAUUUGAUGAUGUUGAAACGGAAAUCAUUCGACAACAAGUUUCCCUCACUCAACCUCUGUAUACCCGUCGCAACAAAACUAUCUCUCAGAUUCCCAAUUUCUGGGCCCUGGUACUCGAACAAGCUCCUCCAGAUAUAGAUCAAUAUAUUCAACCUUCCGAUUCCGCUCUUCUACUUUCCUCACUUACAUCUCUGCAUGUAUCGCAUUUCGAACUCGAAGAUCCACAGUCCACCAAGGGCGGAGAUCCCAGAUCUGUAUCAAUUACAUGGACUUUCUCUCCAAAUGAAUACUUCACAGAUGAGACAUUGGUCAAGAAGUUCUGGUAUCGAAAGAGUCUUGGAGGUUGGUGUGGUUUGGUCAGUGAACCUGUUAGGAUUCAUUGGAAAAAGGGAAAAGAUUUAACCGGAGGUUUAUUGGAUAUGGUUUGUGAUGCUUGGGAUGCAGAACGAAAGGAAAAUUCGAAAAUGACUCCGCAACACAAAUCACUCGAGAAGAAAAUCAACAAUACAAGUAUGGGAGGUUUAAGUUUCUUCGCAUGGUUUGGAUUUAUUGGUCGAAAAGUUAGUGAGGAAGAAAGUAAAGAAGCAAAUGCGAGAGAUUCAGCAAAGAGGGAAGCUAGAAAAAAUGGAAAGAAGGUGGUUGAAUCGGAUAAUGAUGAGGUUGAGGAAGAUGAUGAUGAUGAUUUGGGAAUGAAAUUGGAAAUCUUCCCAGAUGGUGAUGAUCUUGCUAUUGCUAUUACGGAAGAUUUGUGGCCUGGUGCUAUCAAAUAUUUUACCGCAGCACAAGAGCAAGAUGCGCUAUCAGAUGCCGAUUUUGAAUCAGAUGAUGAUGAUGACGAUGAUGAAUUGAAUGAAUCAGAGAGACCAAAUAAGAAACAAAGAUCUUCUUAA
Botrytis deweyae is the source of this 984-nucleotide messenger RNA. RefSeq lists its product as uncharacterized. The transcript is spliced from 3 exons. Gene Ontology annotation, molecular function: histone binding; chromatin binding. Lineage: Eukaryota; Fungi; Ascomycota; Leotiomycetes; Helotiales; Sclerotiniaceae. Gene Ontology annotation, cellular component: chromatin; nucleus. Gene Ontology annotation, biological process: nucleosome assembly. The record is from RefSeq and is a predicted model, not a curated record. The coding region runs from base 1 to 984 and encodes 327 amino acids.